CGCAACGGUUGUGUUUUUCCUUUGCUCUGUGGCUAUAUCAGCAUGAAGGAGGUGAAGAGCGAGCGGGAGCGGGGGAGCCGGAGAAGGCACCGGGACGAGGACAUAGUGGCCACGGCGGCGGUGGUGGUUAAGCAAGAGCGCCUCAGCCCGGAGGCCUCGCCCCCGGUUCACCGCCGCCCGGACUGCUCCCGCGGUAGCUCGUCCCCGCCUGCCGGCGAUCCAGGCCGCCCUAGUCACCGCGGGACCCGAGCCCGAGGACACAGUCGGUCCCCGGCCAAAAAGAAAAAGUCCUCAGGGAGAAGAAGCAAGUCUCCUCGGAGUAACAGAAGCCGAAGUCCUCACCAUUCAACAGUCAAAGUGAAGCAGGAACGUGAGGAUCAUCCCCCCCGGAGAGACCGGGAGGAUCGGCAACACCGGGAAGCGUCAGGACAGGAGCACAGGCGAUCUAGGAACAGUGACCGAGACAGGCACAGGGGCCACUCCCACCAGAGGAGAGCCUCUGGCGAGAGACCCGGGAGUGGGCAGGCUCAGGGACGGGAUCGAGACCUCCAGAACCUGCAGGCUCAGGAAGCGGAGCGGGAGUUUUAUAAUGCCCGACGGCGGGAGCACCGUCAGAAGAAUGAAGUUAUUGCCAGCGGUAAUGAGUCUCAGGAGUUGCCUCCUCCACCUGCUGGCAAAAACAAAGACAAAGAGGUGCCCGUUAAGGAAAAGCCGAGCUUUGAACUUUCUGGGGCACUUCUUGAGGACACCAAUACCUACCGGGGUGUAGUCAUUAAAUAUAGUGAGCCCCCUGAAGCACGUAUCCCUAAAAAACGGUGGCGUCUCUACCCCUUUAAAAAUGAUGAGGUUCUUCCAGUCAUGUACAUUCACCGACAGAGCGCUUACCUCCUGGGGCGACACCGUCGUAUAGCGGACAUUCCGAUUGAUCAUCCCUCUUGUUCAAAGCAGCAUGCGGUUUUUCAGUAUCGGCUUGUGGAAUAUACCCGUGCUGAUGGGACAGUUGGCCGCAGGGUGAAGCCCUACAUCAUUGACCUUGGCUCGGGCAAUGGAACAUUCUUGAACAACAAGCGCAUUGAGCCACAGAGAUACUAUGAACUGAAGGAAAAAGAUGUGCUUAAGUUUGGGUUCAGCAGCAGAGAAUAUGUUCUGCUUCACGAGUCCUCUGAUACUUCCGAAGUAGACAGGAAAGAAGAUGAGGAUGACGAGGAGGAGGAGGAAGUAUCCGACAGCUAGCGAACUAAGAAACAAACUCUUGAGAGACCUUUCUUUUCUGCGAAGGCUUUGCGAUGGACUCCGGAGCACCAGGUGCUCUUUGUAAUGCCUCUUAUUGCCUUAAGUCUUUAUGUUUGGUUGGACUUUUUUCUGUGACAUGUCAGCCACUUGCCUGUGGGCAUAUGUUUUCAGAACAGUCUCACCAACACAUCGUGUUUCGUAGAAGCAUCGUGGCUUUUAGUUGGUGCUUUCAGAACUGCUGCCUAGGAAACUAAACCCUUGGCUAAAGGGAAAUUGUGGCUUGUUCUCUUUGUACAGAUACUUUAUUUAUAGGCUUUGUGAACUGGGUUUGUUUUGUUUUUGUUUCUGGGGCAAAUCCCUUAACAGAAUCUUUCUAAGCUUUGGUUAUCACCAAAACAGCCUCCAGUAUAUACCAAAGCUUUGAACUGGUUGAGCUCUUGAGUCACAGAAGUUGAUUUUGCACUUCUUUUUUGGGGGGUGGGGGGUGGGAGUUUACCACAUGACCUCAUUGUUGACUGUUGGACUUAAACGGAUGCUUUGUGGAGUCUGAUGAAGCAUGUGACUGCAGGAAGAUCAUGACGACUGCCCUCGGGUGCUGAUUUCACGUCACAGGAGGCUGGGAUGCGCUGUGGAGCGGCUUCCUGUGCGAGAAUUCUGAUUUCUCCGUGCAGCAUGUACAUAACACUUUUGAUCACCUUAUCUUUUCUUAACUUCAUAUUUUUAUUCAAACGUUAUCUCUUAUUUUUUUU
Molecule: messenger RNA, 1982 nt
Organism: Phyllostomus hastatus (greater spear-nosed bat)
Lineage: Eukaryota; Metazoa; Chordata; Mammalia; Chiroptera; Phyllostomidae
Gene: SNIP1
Product: Smad nuclear interacting protein 1
Exons: 4
Coding region: 43-1233 (396 amino acids)
Biological process (GO): miRNA processing
Cellular component (GO): nucleus
Molecular function (GO): protein binding; mRNA binding
Source: RefSeq, a predicted model, not a curated record